Didymodactylos carnosus is the source of this 2199-nucleotide messenger RNA. The record is from the annotation of a GenBank genome assembly. NCBI's taxonomy places the organism in Eukaryota, Metazoa, Rotifera, Eurotatoria, Philodinida, Philodinidae.
AUGGAAUUAUCAAAAGAACAAUUACUUGAACGAAAUUUUAGUGAUUUGAGUUGGUUUCAGCAGUAUAAUGUACAAUUAAAUGCUGAAACAGCUUUACCCUAUUUUUGUUCAUUGGGUAAUCCAUUUUAUGAUCGAACAAGUUUAAAUCAACAAGUUAACAUGGGUGGAUUAUCAUUAGCUUCAAUUCAUCAAGCAACAGGAAUUGAAUAUGCAUUAAUACAUUGUCAAGAACCAAUAUUAUUUGUUAUUAGAAAACAAUAUAAAGACGGAUCAAAUGAAAUACGGCCAUUGCAAGAAUAUUACAUUGUUGCACCGGGUUAUAUUUAUCAAGCACCGGAUGCAAGCGAUGUUAUUAGUCAUAGAUUGUUGGCUGCCGUAUACCAUUUCGGUAGAGCGUUUGAUGAGGCAUCUCAGCAAGCAGCUUAUCAUCCAUCAUCCGGAUAUUAUUGGAAAUCAAAUACAAGCACAGCAGAUGAUUUCGACCGAAAAGAGUCGACAUCAAAAGAUAAAAUAGUUACCUAUCAACAACGCUAUCGUUUUGAUAAUUUAUUUCGACAUUACAUUGACCGAUUUCGACCAAAACCACAAUCCACCAUAACUGCUUCAACGACACAGACGGCACCCACAACUACUACUAUUCAUACUACUGCCACCGCUACUACUACAACUACAGUAUCGACGACAUCUACAAAUAAUAAUGUAGCAGCCACAACAGCAGUAACAACAACAGCAGAAAGACAAGCGAUAACGACAUUUAUUUGUCGUUCAUUGACCACAAAACCACCAUUAUCACCACCGCCAACUCGAAUAUGUAUUGUUGGCAGUGGUCCAGCUGGAUUUUAUUUAACACAAAAUUUACUCAAAUUACUUGAUUCAAAAACGACUACCAUUGAUAUUUUAGAAAAAUUACCAGUACCAUUUGGUCUCGUUCGUUACGGUGUGGCACCCGAUCAUCCAGAAGUAAAAAAUGUAAUUAAUACAUUUACAAAAAUUGCUGAACAUCCCUCUGUUCGCUUUAUUGGAAAUAUUCACAUUGAUGGUGUUUCUAUUUCGUUAAAACAAUUACAAGAAUUUUAUCACAUUAUUAUUUUAGCUUAUGGAUCAUCGAUAGAGAAAGGUUUAAAUAUUCCUGGAGAAAAUUUACCGAAUGUUUACUCGGCAAAAUCGUUUGUAGGUUGGUACAAUGGUGUACCAGAAACAUCUCAAUUAAAUCCAAAAUUAGAUCAUACUGAAACGGCUGUUAUUAUUGGUAUGGGUAAUGUUGCAUUAGAUUGUGCAAGAAUAUUAUUGACACCAAUUGAUGAUUUGUACAAAACAGAUAUCACUGAACAAUCAUUAGAAAUAUUAAAACAUAGUCGUAUUAAACAUGUUAUGUUGUAUGCAAGACGUGGUCCAUUACAAGUAUCAUUUACAAUUAAAGAAUUAAGAGAACUUGUACAACUUAAACAUACAAUGCCGAAAUUAGAUUUGCAAGAUUUUAGUCAAAUUACACAAGAAAAGUUAGAUAAAAUGGAAAGACCAAGAAAACGAUUGACAGACUUAUUACUGAAAACAGUUAACAAAGGACUAAUCAAAGAAUCAGUAUCAAAAUAUUGGUAUUUAAAAUUUUUUCGUGCACCAAAACGUAUUCUUGGUGCCGAUCAUGUUGAAGGUGUCGAAUUUGAUAUAACAGAACCGAUAAAAGAUUCUGAUUGUUUUUCUGAAAAUUUACAAGUGCAGUUAUCUGAAGAUAAGAGAACAGAUACAAUUGAUUGUGGACUAGUUAUCAAAAGUGUUGGAUAUCAUGGUUUACAAAUUGAUCCAUGGUUACCAUUUGAUGUUACACGUGGAAUUAUUUUGAAUACUCAAUCACGUAUUCAUGAUCGUCCAGGAAUGUAUUGUGUUGGUUGGAUUGGGCGUGGUGCACGCGGUGUGAUUGUUGAUACAACAUCUGAGUCAUAUGUGGUAGCUAAACGAAUUGUUGAAGAUGUUAAAUUAAAUUUAAUACCAAAUUUAAAUGACAUAAAAUCGGGCGGUGAUGGUCUUGUUGAAUUAGCUCAUACAAAACACAUAAAACCGAUAGCCUAUAUCGAUUGGAAAUUAAUUGAUAAAUAUGAAAUUCAAAAUGGAAUGACAAAAGGAAAACCGAGAGAAAAAAUUGUCAAUGUAGAAAAAAUGUUAGAGUUAAUCACUGCAUCAAAAAAAACUAAUGAGCAAUAA